Messenger RNA from Drosophila pseudoobscura, 1300 nucleotides. RefSeq names its product Serpin 42Dd (gene Spn42Dd). Gene Ontology annotation, molecular function: serine-type endopeptidase inhibitor activity. The record is from RefSeq and is a predicted model, not a curated record. The transcript is spliced from 4 exons. Bases 121 to 1248 code for a protein of 375 amino acids. Lineage: Eukaryota; Metazoa; Arthropoda; Insecta; Diptera; Drosophilidae.
AUUGAGCUGCAGUCAGAGCCCGCAAUCUUCUACUAGCUGCCGUGUAUAACACGUCUCAGAGCAAUCUCCGCUCUAUUCAUAGGCACACUCAUCGGCGAACAGUUCUUUGGAGGCAAUCAAAUGAUAUUCUACAUGUGCCUUACGCUCUUGGCAGCCUUUGUGGCCUGCCAAGCCUCGGAGGAGAUUUACCAAAUACUGGCAAAAGAUUAUUAUGCCAGCAAGAAUCUCAUCAUCUCCCCCUUCGCCAUCGAUACCAUCCUUAGUCUGGUCUACAUGGGAGCUGCAGGCGCUACCGCCACAGAGCUGCAAAACUACCUGAAAUUAUCCUCAGAGGACAAGCAACUGGUGACCAGCAAGUACAACGAGGUCCUCGACGGCCUCUUCCAGCCACGAGCGGAUGGUCCCACCUUGAAGCUGGCAAACCGCAUUUAUGUCAACGAUCGUUUCCGUUUGAAGGAGGAGUAUAAUCAGGUGGUUCGUGACGCCUUUCAUGCUGAUGCACAGAUGUUUAGCGUCGCCGGCGGGGUGGAUCCGACAGAAAGUAUCAACAAGUGGGUACAGGAACAGACGAAUGGCAAGAUCUUGAAUCUUCUGGAGCCCGACAGCCUCAAGCCCGACGUGAUGGCAGUGCUACUGAAUGCUAUCUACUUCAAGGGUGAGUGGCAGUCAAAGUUCGAUGCCAGUAACACUCAGGAGGGCAAUUUCUGGGUGACGGGACAAGAAACGGUUCCGGUUCAGAUGAUGUCUCAAACGGGUUACUUUAAGGCCCGCUACUUCACCGAUCUCCAGGCACAAGUGAUCGAGCUCCCGUACCUGAACUCCAACCUUUCCAUGUUCCUGUUCCUGCCCAAGGAACGCGAUGGCCUCAGAGCUAUGGAGCAGAAAAUCUCUGGCUUCUCUCGGCAUAUGCAUUGUAUGGAGGCUGUUGUGAAGUUGCCUAAGUUCAAAAUAGAGUACGGCGAAGACCUUAAGGGAACCCUCCAAAAGUUGGGAAUCCGAGAGCUGUUCACCGACGAUUCCGAUCUGAGCGGCCUAUUGGCAGAUAAGGCCAAUGGAAAGAUCAGCAAAUUCGCUCACAAAGCGGUUUUGGAUGUCAACGAGGAGGGGGCCGAGGCCUCUGCCGCCACAUAUGGAAUGAUCACCAAUCGCUCGAGCUUCACCAUGGUGCUUAGCUUCGAUCAUCCCUUUGCUUUCGUCAUACGGGAUCAGAGAACUAUCUACUUCCAGGGUCAUGUGGUCAGCCCCUGAGUAAUCGUUAUGCUGUGUACGGAUGUCAAAUUAAACGAAAAUAUUAUCAAAA